GCGUGCGCCGAGCAGCCGACGCGACGGAGGGGGAACGUUGCUCCUAACUACCGCCACGGGACACACGGACACCGGACACCGGAGACCGGAGACCGGGGACGUUGUAAAGCCAGACAUGAGCCCCCCUGGCCUGGGUCGCUGAGGUCAGAGUUCAAGUGUUCCGGCAGCCAUGGCCGACCGGGAGGGGCCAUCCAUCGCCCUGGGCCAGAUCUACAUCGAGGUGGAGUACGACUAUGAGUACAAGGCCAAAGACAAGAUGGUGGCCAUCCGCCAGGGAGAGUGCUACAUGCUGGUGAAGAAGACUAACGAGGACUGGUGGCAGGUGAGGAAGGAGGAGGGCACUAAGGCCUUUUACGUGCCGGCGCAGUACGUCCGGGAGGUACGGCGGGCGCUCAUGCCCCCCCAGAAGCCCACCUUGAGGGCCAAACCCACCGCUUUGGAUAUCUGCCGGGCGUCUAAUGAAAACCUCAACAGACCCCAUCCGGAAAUGUCCAGCUUUGGGCGCCCGUCGCCUUCCUCCACCCCGUCGCCAUCUUCUGACCGCGUCACGCCGCCCGCCCUGUCCAAGGACGCCAACCAGAACGUGGGGAGUCCCCACCACUGCAAGGUGGUGGCGGAACUGGUGCUUCUUCACAACAACAACAACCAUCACCACGGCAACAGUUCGACGUUGCCACGGACUCGGGCUGACUCGCCCCCGCUCAAAGUGGGGAACAACCACGACCAAAGUCCGGACAGCGGUAAGGCCUCCCCGCCGGGCGACCGCCUGAACAAGCUCCACAACGACUCUGAGUCUGGGGAUGAGCUGAGCAGCAGCUCGACGGAACACAUGCAGACAACAUCCCCCACGGCUCAGGGCCGGUCCGACUCGCCGGUCUACACCAACCUCCAGGAGCUGAAGCUGUCUCAGUCCAGCCUGCCGCCCAUCCCCUCCAGCUCCCCGCUCCACAUCCUGGGUGACUGGGAGACCCACAAAGACCUCAGCGGGAGGCACUUCUACUACAAUCGGGCCAGCGGGGAGCGCACCUGGAAGCCGCCGCGCAGCCGGGACGCCGGCGGCAGCAGCCGAGGAGACAGCCAGACGGCAGAGAGCGAGGAGAACUGCAGCAGCAGCCAAUCGGACAGCCAGUACGGGUCGCCCCCUAGAGGCUGGUCCGAGGAAAUGGACCCGCACGGACACAUGCUCUACGUCUCCGAGUCCACGCAGGAGAAGUGGAUCAAGCACGUGGACGAGCAGGGCCGGCCCUACUUCUACAGCGCUGACGGGUCCAGGUCCGAGUGGGAGCUGCCGAAGUACGACGCCUCCCCUCAGUCCGACGAGGGGCCCAAGAGUCGCAGUUUGGAGAGGAAGCAGCAGGACCCCAUCGUCCUCACCAAGUGGAGACACAGCACCUACGUGUUGAACCUCAACGACAAGCCCUCAGAGAAGUGUGGAGUCCUGAACGUGACGAGGACCACGGACCAGGGGAAGCGCGUGAGGAAGAGGUGGAGCUCCUCGUGGGCCGUGCUGCAGGGCUCCUCCCUGCUGUUCGCUCGGGGCCAAGGGGGCGGCAGCAGCUGGUCGUACUUACACAGCGGCGCCUUCCCCGAGCUGCUCCUCACGCUCCUUAGUGGCUGGAAGUGCUCGGCUAAGCCCCGCCCCCCCGCCGUCUCCUAUGAGACCUGUAGGCCUGAGCAGGCUGCCGGUUUUGGGGGCAGCCAGUCGAAGCCGGAGUUCACCGUAGACCUGCGCGGGGGGGCGGUGGACUGGGCCUCCAAGGACAAGUCCAGCAAGAAGCACGUCAUCGAGCUGAAGACGCGCCAGGGGACGGAGCUGCUGGUCCAGUCCGAGGUGGACAGCGUCAUCACCGACUGGCACCGGGCCCUCAGCGAGGCCGCCAGCGCUCAUGCCUGGGAGUCGGACGAGGCCAUCGAGGAGGACAUGCCGGAGUCUCCGGGAGCCGAGAAGCAGGACAAGGAGAAAGACCAGCGGGACUCCAAGAGGACCCGAGUGAUGAAGACCUCCGUGAGCAUGGACUCAUCGGACCAGAAGAAGACCCGGCUGAAGCUCAAGAAGUUCCUGACGCGCCGACCCACCUACCAGGCGGUGCGGGACAAGGGCUACAUCAAAGACCAGGUGUUCGGCUGCAGUCUGGCCGGUCUCUGCCAGCGUGAGGCCACUUCGGUCCCCAAGUUUGUCACGAUGUGCAUCGACCACGUGGAGACCACAGGGCUCCAUGUCGACGGCCUGUACCGGGUGAGCGGGAACCUGGCGGUGAUCCAGAAGCUCCGCUUUGCUGUGAAUCACGAUGAGACGGUGGACCUGAAGGACAGCCAGUGGGAGGACAUCCACGUGACCACCGGGGCCCUCAAGAUGCUCUUCAGGGAGCUCCCGGAGCCGCUCUUCACCCUGGGGGUCCGGUCCGCCACCAGAGGGCGCCAUCACCCUGACUACCAACAGCGAGUGACCUCCAUCAGAGACCUGAUCCACAAGCUGCCAGAACCAAACCACCACACCCUGCAGGGCCUCUUCAAGCACCUGCGGAGGGUGAUCGAGCGUGGCGAGCUCAACCGGAUGACGACCCAGGGCGUGGCCAUCGUGUUCGGGCCCACGUUGCUGCGGCCGGAGACGGAGACGGGGAACAUCGCGGUCCACAUGGUCUACCAGAACCAGAUCGUGGAGCUGAUCCUGCUGGAGUACGAGAGCAUCUUCAGCAGGUAGAGGACGCCUCCUCCUCCUCCUCCUCCCUUUGAUGGAACGACACCUGCUGUGGACGAAGCCCACGGGACAUGUGAUGCACUGAAGGAGGAGAAGAAGAACUGUACUGAGUUCUGCUCGCUGUGUGUGAAGCAUCCACUGGGACCGGGGGGGGAGGAGUCUGAACUGGACCCGAGUUGUUUUUGUGUUUGUCUGUAUGUGAAUGGAAACAAAUAAAAUCUGUUACGCUA
This is a messenger RNA of Pseudoliparis swirei, 2928 nucleotides long. It is a transcript of the gene arhgap12b, whose product is annotated as Rho GTPase activating protein 12b. Gene Ontology annotation, molecular function: protein binding. NCBI's taxonomy places the organism in Eukaryota, Metazoa, Chordata, Actinopteri, Perciformes, Liparidae. The transcript is spliced from 18 exons. Gene Ontology annotation, cellular component: cytoplasm. Bases 170 to 2701 code for a protein of 843 amino acids. The record is from RefSeq and is a predicted model, not a curated record. Gene Ontology annotation, biological process: regulation of GTPase activity; signal transduction.